Cooperia oncophora is the source of this 1842-nucleotide messenger RNA. The record is from the annotation of a GenBank genome assembly. NCBI's taxonomy places the organism in Eukaryota, Metazoa, Nematoda, Chromadorea, Rhabditida, Trichostrongylidae.
AUGAGGGGAAGGAAUUGUUCACUCUUGCCGUAUUUCAAUGUGCCAGUUUACCAGUUCUUCACAGCUGAAGAUUUCGAUGCUCGUCUGGCAGAGGAGGAAAGCGAAGUUCAGCAAUAUCUCGAUAAACAGCAAAAUGUUUGUGAGCAUUUAUUCACAUUUUUUACGCCGACGAGGUUCAUAUCAUCUCAGAUUCCUGUCCCCGACACCCCUCGUCAUCAUUACGCGACUUGUGGCGCUCGCCAUGCCGACAAUGCCGAUGAUCUCAGCUCGUUCCGCGCCUUCGGUGGAGUUUUCUUCAGGAAACGCCUCCAACUGCGAAAGGCAAAGGAGUUCACGCGGCGGGAUAGUAAAGAACGACAUCGAACACGACGGCAUGAUAUGCUCGACCCUUAUGUUCACCAACGAGUAGCUGUUCUUUUUGGUUCGUUCUCUCCGAAAUCGCCGAACGCUCCGUAUUUCUGUGUUCGUCCUUGGGUGGUCAAUAUGGAGUUCUACGGAUCGCACGACAUGACUCUUGGAGAGUUUCUCACAACGUUGUCACCUAGAUCGUGCUUCAACAAAUCAUACGAGUGCCCGUCAUCAAACUGUGAGGUUCCUAUGCUGGAUCACUCUCGGAAGCUAGUUUACGGGCGUGUUUGCGUUGAAGUUACCACUCAGAUUGUUGUCAGUGGUUCAGAGGAAUCGUCCAUUGCCAACGCAUCCCCUUCACAGAUUUUUGCAUGGAAUUAUUGUGACAGGUCGAAUUACUUUUUCUAUUUGUUCCAUGAAGAAAUGAAUUGUUGCUCUUCCAGUUGCAAACUUUCAUCUCCUGUGGUGCCAAUGAAUACAUCUGUUUGGCAUUUGUCAUUCGGAAAAUUUCUCGAUUACAUUGCUUACACAGGAUUUUCGAAGGGUGAUGUGUCGUCUCCCGUACGGCAAGACUGUUCGCAUUGCUUCUUCCACGAACAUACCCAUUUUUAUUCACAAGGGAAUUAUGUUGCUAGUUUCAAAGUUUCUUCUGUUCGCCCUUACGAUGUCCAGUUUUCUCCUGUUCAAUGUCGUGUUGUUCCGAACCAGUAUAGUAAACAAGCUCUUAUGGAUGGUGUUACUAGAAUGGCUUCAUUAGCCGAUGAUAUCGUUCGUACAGCGGAAGAUCGGCUGCGCCUUUUCACGCAACACGACCACUAUAGCCAGUAUGCUGGUACUUUCCAUACCGUACUUCGUCAAGUGGUUGACAGGACUAUCACCUUGAUAGGAGAAAAACGCAAAUAUGCAGGAGAGCUGGCCAACGUCGAUCGUGCUAUCAUCAAUUCAAAUGACAUAUACGCCGUCAAGGCUAACGAAGCUCUGAUGUAUAUUCGUGAAGCUAUUUAUCAACUCAUAACGACAUGGAACGAUCAGAGCACGGUGCUUGCCGCAACAGUUCGCGCUGUAAAGAAGAACGCUGAGGAGAAUGGUGUCGUUUCUGAAUCUAACGAUAUCGGUCUGGAACGAAUAGACGAUCCAUUCCCAUCGUAUUUACAUCUUGGGCUCAAACUUCAACCGAGAGUUGGUGUUGUUGUUCGUGACAUCAUGGACUCACGAGGGAAUUACAAGCCCGAUAUAGGCAGUAUAAUUGCGUAUGCGCUUUCUUCAGCGGAUUAUGAGGAGAAUCGCCGGAAGCAGCGUGAUGCUGCCAAGGGAGAACAGCCUCCACUCAACCUCAAUUCAAACAGCAUAGCAUCAGACGAACAGGCGUUGGCCGCUGAACAUCUUGAGAUAGAGUUCCAGGAUAAUCAGGCUUCUUAUUACGUCAAAGUGCGUUUUCCAUCAGGGCACAUCAUCACUAAGCAGUCAUCGACGGACAGGUCAUAUUCAAGUUAA